AUGGGGCUCACAUCUCUCCCUUCACGCAGCAGAACCAUUUUCUUCAAUUUCUCCCAGCGAUGUCUCUUCACGGUCGCCGGUAAGCCCAACCCCACCGCCGCCCCCUACUCCGUCGUCUUCCGCUCCUUGUCCACGUCUCGUGCGGCGUCAUUUUUGCACCGGGAUCAUGGUUUCGUCUUGUCCUCGUUGUCGAGGUGUGUUUCCUCGAUGUCGUCGUCGGCCGCAUCCACUGUCUGGAGAAGCGACGCCGUCAAUGGCCAGGAGAACGUUGGCCGACUGGAGGAGGAGGAGGAGGAGGAGGAAGAUGACGGCGUUGGGGAGACUUCCAAGGCUACUAUCCCCGUUAGGGCUUUUUUAUUCUCGACAAGCGUGGAUUUGAGGAGCUUGGUGGAGCAUAAUAAGCAGAAUUUUAUUCCACCGUCUUCUCGCAUGACCAAUUACGUGGUUUUGAGAUUCGGUGAUUUCAAUCCUCUGCCUAAUGGUAGUAUGGAUUCUAGUUUAUGCGGAAGUCAGUGCUGUUACAUUGUAGUUUUCCAGUAUGGUUCGAUCGUCCUAUUCAAUGUCUGUGAUCAUGAAGUUGACGAUUAUUUGAAGAUUGUAAAGCGACAUGCUUCGGGGUUGCUUCCCGAGAUGAAAAAGGAUGAAUACGAGGUGCGAGAGAAUCCAACAUUACAUACAUGGAUGCAAGGUGGACUUGAUUACAUUAUGCUCCAGUAUUUGAAUAUUGAUGGGAUCCGUACAAUAGGUAGUGUUCUUGGUCAGAGUAUUGCUCUCGACUACUAUGUUCGUCAGGUUGAUGGAAUGGUUGGGGAGUUCACUGACAUCAAUAGGGAGAUGGAGAAAACUGGAAACUUUACAAUGGAGAGGAAAAAGCUCUUUCAACUGGUUGGAAAGGCAAACUCCAAUCUUGCAGAUGUUAUUCUUAAGUUGGGACUUUUUGAGAGAAAAUCGAAGAAAACAGAUAGAGGAGCAACGAAAACGAUGGCAAGUUCAGUGGAUGCAUCAGGAGAACCAAUUCCUACUUCGUCUCUUUUAAUGGCAGCAUCGAAGCAUAUCGGGUCUCGGUGCCGUGCGGAGAAUGUGGCUUUUCUGAAGUGCAAAAAAGACGAUCCAAACCCUGAGAAAUGCCUCGACAAGGGACGCCAAGUAACACAAUGCGUGUUCAACCUGUUGAGAGAUCUACACCAAAUGUGCAACAAAGAGCUGGACUCAUUUCUGUUAAGAAACGGCGUCGUUCUGCCGUCAGCGGACACUCCUCCAGUCGCGGCUUUUCUUGAAGCUCACUCAGGUGCAUACACGACCACUCGUACCCACAACAACGGCUCAAAAAUCCUAUUUUGGGAAAGGCAUCUACUCAGGCUAUCUAAUUCCUUCAUGUUAUUGUUAAAAGACAACCCCGAAUUUGUUCUCCGUGAUCACGAGAACCUCGCGCUCCAAUAUUGGGAGCUUUCGAGCCGAAAAAUGAUGUGGGACUCGUUGAUUAGGUGUUUAGUCAAUGAUUCUAUGGGAAAAAUGAUGUCUUUUGCUUCGAGUGAGAGAAAAUCUGGGGAAGAAUUGGCAGUCACGACUCUUUUGUGUGUGAAUACGCAGAAUUUGCAACUUUUGGACGGUGAUUAUAGUGAGGGAGAUAUUUCUGAGGUAUUGGAUGUCUAUUUACAUGUAGGCGGAUAUGUUCCUCCGGUUUUUGGUGUGUUAGAGAAUGCGGCUCGUCUGGCAGUGGUUGGCCGCGGAAGGAAUUUUGCAGGCGCAAAGUAUUCAGAAUGGGUCAGGCUAAGGAAGCAUUUGGAGAAACUGAGACCACCUUCCGUCACCGAACUAUUGUUAUCGAAUGAUGGUGAUCGGAUUUUGGAAGGCAGUUUGACAAACUUUUUUGUUGUCUGUCUCAAGGAAAAACAUAGAGAUGGUAAAAAUGAAUAUUUAAGAAGCAUUGAAGUCCAGACGGCUCCCUUGAGUGAGGGUGUCCUUCCUGGAGUUCUACGAGAAGUAAUUACAGACAUAUGUUUGAAAACUGGAAUCCCUUUCCGAGAAGUUUCCCCAUCAUGGUCAGAUCGUGAAUUGUGGACUGAAGCAUUCGUCACGAAUAGUCUUAGGAUUUUACAACACGUGGAGUCAAUCCGAGCUCCUAAUGUGUGGAAAUGUAUAGAAUCAAAGACUUGGGAGGAGAUAACAUGGGUCGAGAAAAAAUUUGAGGGUGGCCCAGGGAAGAUUACAACAAUGUUGCAGAAGGAGGUUUUACGAAAAGCGGAGAGUGAAGCAUUUUCAAUUUCCUCAUUUUGA
Striga hermonthica is the source of this 2277-nucleotide messenger RNA. Lineage: Eukaryota; Viridiplantae; Streptophyta; Magnoliopsida; Lamiales; Orobanchaceae. The record is from the annotation of a GenBank genome assembly.